UUGUGUUGGGAUAAAUGUCCAGACUGGAGGUGGCACUGGCUACUUUACUGAUGUCCGUCCCGUCGUGCCCCUCCUCCAGCAAGGCAGAGGGACACGCCGCAGGAUUCGGCACAAAGUCCCAGUCACUCACUGCACACAUGAGGCGCGUCACAAGCCACCAGCGAGCACGCGGCGGAAACGAAGUGGAAGCCGUCCAAGAAAACUGAGAGAAACCGUGGAUUUUACCGAGAAGAAACCAUCAUAUUAAAUCUUUACAAGCAGGGCGGUGAUCCAAGGCAGGUGUCAGAGAGUGUUGCCGUCAUCUGCUAACAAUUUGAGCGCUCUUGUAUUGUGGUUGCUGCGCGACGACCGACGGCAUCGUUCACGAGCGAGUUUCUGUCCCACUACAAUCACACCAGCCAUUCAUGCUUCGUUUACAGAGUCAUACCACAAGAGGAAAUUGCAACGUAAGUUUGCACAGUGCCUGCUUUGAAGUAGGUUGUAGCUGUAAUUAAUUUUACAGCCACCACGUGAGUGGGAUGAAACGAGCAUUAAGUGGGCACACCCGCGGGAUAUGAUACCUAACACACUCAGAAACUUCAGCCAGAUCAUCGGACCUUAUUGAGCGCUUGUGCAACGCCUGGGAUCGGCGUUCAAAUCCCACUGAAUGAUCGUUGCACUCGAGAACCGUGCGCUUCUGGAGAAAGGACACGCAACUAGAAGCGCGCUCACAAUGAUAAUGUUUUUAAUCUGAGUGCAUUGGACUUUGUGUGUUUUUAAGUUACAGACAGUUUUAUUUAAACUCUUUGAAAGAGUUCAAGCUGCUGAACCCACAUUAUUGAUCCUGAUGAAAAUGAUGGCAGUAUUAUGGGAUGACCCGUUCACGUUGCUGUGGAGACGGACUCUAAUUUAUUCUCUUCUGGUGUUCUUGAUGAGUGGAGCGCGCACCUUUGGAGAUGAAACCUUUAAUGGAGAGUCAUGGCUGCGGAUGUACGGCUACCUCCCGCAGGCCAGCAGGCAGAUGUCCACCAUGCGCUCAGCUCAAAUCUUGUCGAACGCCAUCAGCGACAUGCAGCGCUUUUACGGGCUGGAGAUCACUGGAGAGAUGGACCACGUCACCAUCGAGGCCAUGAAGAGACCCCGCUGUGGCGUCCCAGACAAGUUUGGGGGUCAAAUCAAGACCAAUGUACGGCGGAAACGUUAUGCCCUCACUGGCCACAAGUGGGACAAGACCCACAUAACUUUCAGUAUUCAGAACUACACGCCUAAGAUCGGGGAGUACAACUCAUACGAGGCCAUCCGAAGGGCCUUCAAAGUGUGGGAGAAGGUGACGCCGCUGACAUUUGAUGAGAUUCCUUUCUAUGAGGUCAAAUACGGCCGUCGGAAGGAACCUGAUAUUAUGAUCUUCUUCGCAUCUGGAUUCCAUGGUGACAGUUCACCGUUUGACGGAGAGGGGGGUUUCCUGGCACAUGCUUACUUCCCUGGUCCCGGGAUGGGUGGAGAUACUCACUUCGACUCAGAUGAGCCGUGGACCAUUGGCUCACAAAACCUACAAGGUAAUGAUCUGUUCCUGGUAGCCGUACAUGAGCUGGGCCAUGCCCUCGGACUGGAACACUCCAAUAAUCCUUUGGCUAUUAUGGCUCCUUUCUACCAGUGGAUGGACACGGAAAACUUUGAGCUGCCUGAGGAUGAUCUCCGCGGGGUCCAGCAGAUUUACGGACCACCCAGCAGUUCUCCGACUCAGGCUCUCCCCACUGUGACCCCUCGGCGUCCAGCCCAUCCAGAUCCCAGGGCACCUCAACCCCCUAAGAACCCUCCCGGAGCGCCCCCUCGCCGGCCGGACAGGCCUCGCACCACUGAUCGCCCAGAUCACUACGGCCCAAACAUCUGUGAGGGCAAUUUUGACACAGUCACCAUGCUCAGGGGAGAAAUGUUUGUCUUUAAGGGUCGCUGGUUCUGGAGAGUGAGGAGGAACAGAGUGCUGGAUAACUACCCCAUGCCGAUCGGACACUUCUGGAGGGGUCUGCCGGGAGACAUUGACGCUGCAUAUGAAAGGCAUGAUGGGCGAUUUGUGUUUUUCAAAGGAAGUCAGUACUGGUUGUUCAGGGAAGCCAACUUGGAGCCUGGCUACCCUCAAGAACUGAUGGAUUAUGGCAGAGACAUCCCAUAUGACAAGAUAGACACAGCCAUCUGGUGGGAACCCUCAGGCUUCACUUACUUCUUCAAAGGAGACUGGUACUGGCGCUUUAAUGAGCACUCCAGAGCUGCGGAUCAGGACUACCCUAAGCCAAUUAGUGUGUGGGGCACUUCUGUGCCGUCUUCUCCCAAGGGGGCUUUCCUCAGCGAUGAUGGAGCUUAUACGUACUUCUACAAAGGUACAAAGUACUGGAAAUUUGACAACCACAGAAUGACGAGUGAGCCGGGCUACCCAAAGUCCAUUCUUAGAGACUUCAUGGGCUGUAAUGUGGACCUUGAUCCUGACAGAGACACCGACGUGGACCCGGGACGCAAGUGGCCUGAUCGGCCACCCUUCAACCCGGAUGCUGGCCGAGACAAAGACAAAGACAAGGAAAAGGAAAAGGACAAAGAGAGAGACAACACCAAUGACGUUGACUCUAAAGAAGGGACGGAAGAGAAAACAAAUGAAGUGGACGUGGUUCUGAAGAUAGAUGAAACGGAGCGUACCAUGAACAUCAUCAUGGUGACGGUACCCCUGGUCCUGGUGCUGUGCAUCUUGGGAUUGAUCUACGCUAUUAUUAACACACUACAGAGGAAAGGAGCACCCAAGUAUUUAGUUUACUGCAGACGUUCACUGCAGGACUGGGUUUAACCUCUCAGAAUGACCUCCGAUCCUUCCAUUUCACAUGCCCAAAAACUUUGCACACACAAAACACCAACAUAAACACACACACACACACACACAUACACUCACACUUUCAUGUUCACCCUUCUUUUCCUUUCCCAUGGUGCUUUCCUAACAUGUUGUCUAGUCUAUUUAUAUCAGAAAGUUUGCACAUUGAUUUUGUUGUUGGGUUUUUCUUUUCAUAACAUUUUAUUUGAUUUUAUUUUGAAUCAGGUUUUUGUGGGUUUUUCUUGAUUUCUAUUUUUAAGAUGUCACAAUCUAGAUCUCUAAUCACAGUGUAAAAGAUGAACAGGAAGUCUUGCAGAGCAUAAAGAGAGGAAAAGGAAAGCGGAGAAAGGAAUAUCUCGCUUAGGAAUAUUUCUGCAUCCAUUCACCUUUUCUCAGGACUCUCAGCUGUGGUUUUCCAACUGACCGGGCAAGUCAUAAUACAUCAUCAUAAAGACCAUAAGGACUGUGGCCACUUCUAUCAUAACUUGUUGAUAAUAUGUUGAUAUACAGUGGGGUCCAAACGUCUGAGACCACAUGGAAAGUCUAAUUUAAACCUGAAAAUAAACAAAGUUUCAGGAUUUAAAAAAAAAAAAAAAAAAAAAAAGUAAAAUACAUUUUGUCAUAAGUUUUUUUUUUUUUUUUUUUUUUUUCCUUUUUAAUUUAUUUUUGUUUAUGCAGCUUGAGUGUUGCUGUCAAAGCAAAUAAAUUCAUGUUAAUUUUUCAGUUCAAACUGUUAUUCUAAUAAUAUUUUUAAUGUAGAAAGCAUUUAUUGCAUUAAAAAAUUGAAACAUUUUCAACUAGUGGUCUCUGACUUUUCGACCUUCCUUUUUGGAGUCAAUUCACAAGCAACUGGACCUGGUUUAACUAAGUCCAGUUGCGUUUGAUUUAAUUUUAUCUGCUAUUUCUUUUGGUGUCAUAAAAUAGGGACUUUUCUCUAAACUUUGCUUACCUAGUGCGAUCGUAACCAAGUCACAUUUUAUUGCCCCUUGUUUUAACAUGUUUUAUGUGGUUCCGUCCAAAUUUGUAGAGCCCUCCUGACUUCUUUCUUGCAAGCUGGUGUGUUUUCAUCUCCAACAGUGCCGUGAUACUGUGGCGAUUAUAAUUUUUAUUGUCUGAGAAGCAUAACAUUUCGGUUGGUUUCAUUAAGGGGGUUUGAAAAAGCUCGAGGCAUUGAGAGAGAUUGUACGUUUGCUGGUGCUGGAGCCAUUUGCUGAGUUUAUAUUUAUAUAAUAGCUUUACAUUGUUCAAUCAAAUGAAAAUAUGAAAAAUAGAACUAUAAAAUACAUACCACUAGUGUACACCAUUUAAAACUCAGUAAAAUACACUUGAAAAAAGCUUCUUGGGGCCUAAUUAUAAAUAAAAGCCUUAGUAGGGGCCCACUGUUGUAGGGAAUGUUAGGUAAUAGUCUAAUUUAAAAAAACAGCAGGGGGUGAAAGCCAUUGGUAACCUCCUUCUACCCAAACCCAAAGCUCUCCCUAACAAAGAAAUAUCACUUAGAGGUGGGCUGAGACGAGAGGGGAAAAAAGCAGGGACAACUGUGAGUUCAAAAGGAAAGGGUGAAGAUGCAGAAACCUUAUAUCUUAAGUCUUUGCGAAAGGGCUUAAAGUGUGUUAGUAGAGUCUGAACUAGAUUGUAUUACAGUGAUGGGGAUAUUUUAGGGGUGGGGGUGUAAGAAACAAACAGGCGGGAGUAGGUUAAACCCAUUGCAAGCGCCCUCUCGAAGGCUGAAACGUACACAAGUAUGAGAUCAUAUAUAAUUUAGUCGUCUCAAUUUUAUGUGCUGCAUUCUCAGAAUUGCCUCAAGGGGCGCUAUAUCAGACAUUAGUGUAAACAUAAUGGUGACUUCCUCCACAACCAAGAAUGAAUUUUUCAUCCAUGGCCAGAUAUUCGAUUACUGCCAGGAAGCAACAGUUUGAGAAUCUUGCUGAGCAAGUUUUAGUUAAACUGUAGACAUGUUUCUAGCUAGCUACCUGAAUAAAACAUUUAAUGAUACUUGACAUUUGAAGGUAACUCCAUUGCCUCGCCUUGAGUACUAAGUUUUGAAUACCAAUGCACAUUAAGUGUAUCCGCCGACGAGACCAAUGCACUUUGCAGUGCAUUGGUCUCGCAUUGACAUCUGCGUUAGCAUACUUGCUUAGAGUAUAUUUUUGGCCUAAGCUUGAGCCGCUUGGUAGAUAGCGUGUGUAGCAAUGCCAUCCCUAUAUGAGAGCUUGUUGGCACACAGUCCCAUGGCCCACAUUGCCAAGGUCCACUGCCAGUUAUUUUUGGAGCGCAUUCCUUGACCAGCAGAGGAAAUAGGAUCCCUGUUUCAUUCACGACUUAUUCAUGCUGAUGUGAUCUACUAGGCAAAAUAGACAAAUUAGGCAAGUUUCCUAACGUUGUAAGAUAUAACUGCUGUCAGGUAGGUCUGUGUUUGCUUUCUGUGGUGUUUGCUUAGUCUUAUGUCUAAUCUACAUAAACACAGCUAGUAUACUAGGACACGGAAGGCAUUGAAAAACAAACCGCUGCCACUUUUUAAAGUGCCUCUGACAAAAUCUCAGUCAUUUACCCUUCGCAAUCAGCGAGAGAGUACCUCCUUUUGUAGCAGAAGAGGUAGACGUAGAGGAGAGAACGAAAGUGAGUGGUAUUAUAAAUAUUGCUCUGUCAGACAAGGUAGAGCAGAAAGCACUUUGAUAAAUAUUAUUGGAAGAGUAGAGGAGACGCAGGACAGUCAUGAUCGGAAUGCUGUCACUGAUGAAUCCCACCGAAUACCGUUGCCAGGCGAUCCGCCCCUCCUCGUAGUGCUCCUGUCGUCCGAGGAGAUUUGGAGGAGAGUUAAUCAGACAUAAAAGCUCUUCCAUCCCUCCCCCAAUGCCCUUUACCUUCUCCUCCACUUGGCCAGAUCAAUGAGGAAUACAUAAACAGGCUUGAAGGAUAUCUGAAACGCUCACUCUCAGGGGCUCACUCAGGCCUUAUUCCUGUCUUGUUCCCACUACAGCCCAUUCUUUGUCUUAUUUUAAUACUCCUUUAUGGCCUUUUCCAUAAUGUGCCACUUUUUUUUCUUAAACGUACCAUGAUAUUAGCAUGGUCUUUGGGACAUACUGUAGUAACCUGGUAUUACCAUUUUUUUUGGACACAACCAUGAUGGUUAUGCAAUUGUAUUAUUAUUACCUUAGAGCCAAAAUCAUCUACAUCAAUAGGGUAAUAAUUUCUUUGAGGUCCUUAGGUACACAUCUUUGGAGCCCCAUUCCUCCUAUUUCCACCCCUAGUGGUAAACAGCUUAUCUUGCAUUAGGCAACAAAAUUAGGGAAAACAUGUUUUGGUAGGAUUGUCACUUUGGUGACUGUAAUAGUGAUCCUAGGGGACUCAAAAGGUCAGCAAAUGUUGUAUUCCUAACGGUUAGUCUGGGCUGUAUUCACUGAGAGGCGUUAGUGGUCCAUUUUCUCUGUAUUAGCUGAGGGGCCCUAUUUGUCAGAAGGGGCCCAGGGCCCUAGUGGUCAUGUCCCAUUGUAUGUGCCCGGGGGCCCUAGUGGUCAUGUCCCACUGUAUGUGCCCAGGGGCCCAGGGCCCUAGUUGUCAUGUCCCACUAUAUGCGCCCAGGGCCCUAGUGGUCAUGUCCCACUGUAUGCGUUCAGGGCCAUAGAAGUCAUGUCCCACUGUAUGUGCCUGGUGGCCUGGGGCCCUACUGGUCAUGUUCCACUGUAUGUGCCCAGGACCCUAGUGGUCAUGUUCCACUGUAUGUGCCGAGGGCCCCGGGCCCUAGUGAUCAUGUCCCAUUGUAUUUGCCUGGGGGCCCUACUGGUCAUAUCCCACUGUAUGUGCCCAGGGCCCUAGUGGUCAUGUCCCACUGUAUGCGGUCAGCUUGAGCUGUAUACACCAAUGACCCUUGUGAUGAGUCCCCUAUGCCAGUCCUUUUAACGGUCUUUGGCACAGCUGUAGGCAUUGGUGGCCCCUGGGAACUGGCACCACUGGUUCGGUCCAUAAUCCAGUCCAGAUGGUAUCUGAUACAUUCGCUGUCUCUGAUGUUACCAUCAGAGUAAGGUUUCAAGGGCACUAAUCUAAUAUGCAUAAAAACUGUAUUACUAAGUAUGUUUGUUUCUACACUGAUUUUUUUUUUCAGAGAUGAUAAGGGUGACUAAACAAGAUUGUGGUAGACAAUGACUGAUAAUCAAAACAGUCUGUUUAUUUGUUAGUAUGUGAUAGUGUAGGUUUUAAGGUCUAAUAUUUUCACCGUCAUCUCAAAUCAACUCUUGGCCAAGUUUAGGACUGGCUCUUAUAACAAUGGCCCCUCUCUCUUGCUGCAUUAUUGUCCUGCACAUUGCUUCUGGCCAACAGGAAGAUAGACUGGGCCCACAGCCAGGGCCACAAAGCUUCCUCCCACCAGCCCUCACACUAGCAUUGCAUACUAACAACAGCCUCUGUUCAGAAAGCUUUGAGUGUGAAUCAUGGAUGUUGACCGUUUUGGUCACACCGUUCCCAUAAACGCAGCUCAGGACCACUGCUAUUUUAUGCAAUGAUGGGUUUUUCAUCACAGUUAAAUGGAGUUUGACCACCCAAAUGGACAGUACAGUGACGCUACAUAUGCCGUGUGACUUCUUUCUGUGUAUGUAUAUUCUCCUGAUAUAAGCUUGAGCUCUGAUCAGAGGUGCCUCUAAGAACAUCCGUCCACACCAUUUAUUAACCAGCUGCAGCUAUUCGACUGCAAUCAUUGUUGACUUACUGAAUAAAUAGCCAAAAAAAAAAGGUUGAGACAAUAUGUUGUCUUCACCUUUGUUGAGUCAGCUGUGUAGAAUGAGACAGUGUGCAUUAUUCUGUGUCAAGGGUAGAUUCAAUAUCAAAUCAACCCUGUUGUGUGACAACGCGUCUAGGCAUGCACACUGUCUUGAAGGGAAUCUCACUUUACUUAAUGAGCCUUACAAAAACAUGCUGUUUAAAACUAGACAAAGCAUUUCAGACAAAAUAUGCAGUAGUAGCAAAUCACUAACAUUUAAAGCAAUGCUGUUUAUGUGCACAAAGUUGUGCUGCAGUGUUUUCUUAAACACCUCAUCAUCUUUAUUAAUAAUGGUAAAGUGAAAUUUAGAUGGUCAUGUUUUCAGUUAAUAUUUUUCUUAAUAUUAUCUUAAAUUUGGUCAUUUUUAAAAUUGUAAAUAGUACCUUUUCAAUAUUUUUCUUUUGUGUUUUUUUUAGAUUUCUACCUGUUAAUAACAUUCCGAUUUGUGUUUUUGAUUUUUUCUUAUGUAGAAACUGAGGAUUUUAUACAUUUGUGUUUGUUCACAUCUUCCGAGUGUGUUUAACGAUCCAUGCUGGACAUGUAAACAAUAAUAAAAGAAUAAAAGAUGUUAAAGAA
Messenger RNA from Ctenopharyngodon idella (grass carp), 8156 nucleotides. RefSeq names its product matrix metallopeptidase 15b (gene mmp15b). The transcript has 10 exons. Gene Ontology annotation, biological process: collagen catabolic process; proteolysis; extracellular matrix organization. Gene Ontology annotation, molecular function: zinc ion binding; metalloendopeptidase activity. Gene Ontology annotation, cellular component: extracellular matrix. The record is from RefSeq and is a predicted model, not a curated record. Lineage: Eukaryota; Metazoa; Chordata; Actinopteri; Cypriniformes; Xenocyprididae. Bases 827 to 2809 code for a protein of 660 amino acids.